CCAUGAAGGGGACGCUGCCGCUUUAUUGCUAUCGCGCUGUUUAUUAAACCGUUUUAACACCUGACCCGGUUUACAGCAGGAAAAGCUUCACACAAAGAUGUUCGGCGGACGCACUGGCUGCCAUUUUUAAUCUACCUGCAGGAAUCAUUUUAAAGGGAAACGAUUACCUGCAUGAGUGUUAAUAUUUUUAAACAAUUCACGACUGCAGUUUGAGCGGCUGUUGAGACUGCGCAUGCUUCAUGGGAUCACAUUAAACUCAAGUCCUUAAAGAUGGCCAAAAUUGAGCGCCUUAAUGUUCGAGUGGAAAAGCUCCUGUCUAAAGUAGUACAGGAGGUUCUGGAUGUGGUGAAAGAAACUGUGUGCGAGUAUCAGGAGAAAACUGCCAGAACCCAGAGAGAGAAUCAGAGUCUGAAGAGGAGACUGCAGGAGCUGCAAGACAGAAUUUACCUGGAGAGCAAUGGAUUGGUGCCAGAAAUGUUUGCAUCCAUCCCAGCAGACAUGAAAAAGAAAGAAGAGGUGGUCAUCCCUGUUGAUAAAGACACUGAGUCAUUAGGUGCUUCCUGCCUUUCCCCUGACCGUGCAACAGAAAGCCUGGGAAAUCUGAAAACAAAGACACAUGAUGGACAGUCAGCCUCACUAUUAAACCACGAAAAACCCUUCAUUGCACCUCUGCAUUCUGAAAAUGACCAGAAAACGAAAGUAGAGCCUGCGUCAGACAACGAUGGCUUGCGUAUUGUGAAUUAUUUUUAUAGCAAUCCAUCAACAAGCACUGCAGGACUCGGAGGUGAGUCUGCAGUUUUCUACAUUGAUUCAGAACGCGGCGUACAGGAGCCAGCAAGACACAUCAGUGCAAACGAUGCUGGAGAAGAAAACCAAACCAAUACAGAAGUGAGCUGCUCGUCCUCAGCAGAGAAACUGCAGAGAAACGUCCGAAAACACUACAGCUGCUCCCUCUGCGGUCGCACCUUCAGGCAUGCAGGUGACUAUAAGAAACACAACCGGGUGCACACAGGGGAGAGGCCGUACUGUUGCUCGGUGUGCGGCAAGCGCUUCAGCCAGUCGGGGUACCUCACAGUACACCUGCGCUACCACACAGGAGAGAAGCCGUUUGCCUGCAGCCAGUGCGGGAAAAGCUUCAGUCACUCAAGUAACUUAAAGAAGCACCAGCAGACUCAUCUGUGAAGGCUGGUGGGUUUUUGGAGGUCAGCUAAAAACAUAGAAAGAGGUUAUUGUGCCUUCUUUACAGAAUAGACAGCCUCUUAGGGAGCACUUGUGUUUUACUGAGCUGCUGUUGUUGGUCAGAUUUUGUUUGUUCCAUUACUAGAUUUUGAAGCGUGGAGUCUGUAGUGUGUUUCUGUAUUGUGAUC
Molecule: messenger RNA, 1367 nt
Organism: Pelmatolapia mariae (spotted tilapia)
Lineage: Eukaryota; Metazoa; Chordata; Actinopteri; Cichliformes; Cichlidae
Product: zinc finger and SCAN domain-containing protein 21-like
Exons: 3
Coding region: 271-1182 (303 amino acids)
Biological process (GO): regulation of transcription by RNA polymerase II
Molecular function (GO): DNA-binding transcription factor activity, RNA polymerase II-specific; RNA polymerase II cis-regulatory region sequence-specific DNA binding
Source: RefSeq, a predicted model, not a curated record